Molecule: messenger RNA, 4017 nt
Organism: Hibiscus syriacus
Lineage: Eukaryota; Viridiplantae; Streptophyta; Magnoliopsida; Malvales; Malvaceae
Product: receptor-like protein 34
Exons: 7
Coding region: 1-4017 (1338 amino acids)
Molecular function (GO): protein binding
Source: RefSeq, a predicted model, not a curated record
AUGGAGCAAAUCUUUAUAACACUUGCCUCUAAGUUUCUCAACUUUCCAUUAUUGAUAAUUUUAGUCUUUCAAGUUGCUUUUUUGUCAGUGUCUCUUUCUUCUUCUUCUUCUUCUUCACACUUGUGCCCUCCUGAUCAGAACCUUGCAUUGCUCCAAUUCAAGACUGCAAUUUCUUUAAGUAACUGUUCGGUUGAAGGUCCAUUUAUGAGCGGACCAAGAAAGAUUGUUUCUUGGAAGGAAGGAAGUGAUUGUUGCUUCUGGGACGGGGUUUCCUGUGAUAAUGUAACCGGAAAUGUCAUCGGCCUCGACCUUCAAGACUGCCAGCUUUAUGGCACAAUCAAUUCCGACACCACUCUUUUUCAUCUUUCUCAUCUCCGAUGGCUUAACUUGGCUCACAAUGAGUUUUGCAGGUCUGAAAUCCCCUCAACAAUCUCGCAGUUGGCUGAGUUGACACAUCUCAACUUAUCUUGGUCUGGUCUUUCUGGUUCCGUCCCUCAAGAAAUAUCCCAUUUAUCCAAAAUUGUUUCUCUAGACCUCUCUUCCAAUCGAGGUCUCUACUUGGAGAAUGCUGCUAUGAAGAGAUCGGUCCGAAACAUGACUAAUUUAAGGGACUUGGUGCUCGAUUUGGUAGACAUGUCUGGUGUUGCUCCUCAUUCUCUCGCCAAUUUGUCUUCUUCUUUGGUGUCUCUCGGUCUAGACAUGUGUAGUCUAGGCUACACUAACGGAGGAGAAUUCCCGGUUUAUAUAUUCCAAUUACCAAACUUGGAAUCAAUCCAGCUACGGUAUAAUCCUAUGAGAGGUCAUUUCCCCAAGUCUAAUUGGACUGCUACCCCUCAAGUUCUUACAAUGUCGCUCAAGUCCCUGCAUCUGCUAGGUUCUUUCACAGGAUCUAUUCCUGCAUCCAUUGGAAACCUUACACAAAUCACUGAUAUUCACCUCUCGGGUGGGAAUUUCACAGUACCGCCUUCCUUGUUUAAUAUCCCUUCAUUACAACGCUUGGAUCUUAGCUAUAAUAAACUUGAAGGCCAUAUUGAUGACUUUCAAGUGAAUGAAUCACGGCUGUCUUUCAUUGAUCUGAGCAACAACAAGCUCCAUGGCCCAAUUCCAAGGUCACUCUUUGGGCUUCUGCACCUGGAGAGACUCUUACUUUCGUCAAAUAACAUGAGUGGCUUUCUUGAUCUAGAGGUGAUUUCAAAACUCAAGAAUCUUACCUAUCUUGAUCUCUCAUACAACACCUUGUCCUUGAGCCUUCCUAGUAGCAACCGAAAUUUAUCCUUCCCCAUGUUUACUUACUUAAGUCUGUCCUCAUGCAACAUAAGUGAAAUCCCAACAUUCUUGAGAGAUUCAAAGUCUGUGGAAAGAUUAGAUCUUUCGAGUAAAGAAAUUCAGGGGCCUCUUCCAAAGUGGUUUUGGGGACUUGGAGAGGAUUCGUUGUCAUAUCUGAAUCUUUCACACAACCUUCUCACAAGUUUCCAAGGAUUUCAUCCAUGGAAGAGCUUAUCCGUGCUUGAUCUCCACUCGAAUUUACUUCAAGGAUCACUUCCAGAUGCAGUGCACUGGGCAGAUUUUAUUUUGAUUUCGAACAAUAAGUUCACAGGAGAGAUUCCUCCUUCAAUCUGCAACAACAGCUUUACUUCAGUUAUCGACUUGUCCAAUAACAACUUGAAUGGCAAAAUUCCACAAUGUUUGGGAAAUUUCAGCGAUUCGUUGAUGGUGUUGGAUCUGCGGAUGAACAACUUUCAUGGGGUAAUCCCUACCAAAUUUGUCCAAUGUAGAAGCUUAACGACUCUUGCCCUGAACGGGAACCAAUUGGAGGGAUCAUUGCCGCAUUCUCUUCAUAAUUGUAGAAAAUUGGAAGUUAUUGAUGUUGGUAACAACAAAAUUGGUGGUCAGUUUCCCUACUUGUUGAGAGCUCUUCCAAAGCUUCGGGUUCUCAUCUUAAGAUCCAACAAGUUCCAUGGUGCCAUAGUCAGCUCUAAAGCCAAACAUUUCUUUCCUAUGUUGCGAAUCAUGGACAUCUCUCACAAUGAAUUCACAGGGUCAUUGCCCACGAGGUUCUUCAACAAUUUAAAAGCUAUGUUGAGCGUGGGCAGCGAUGAACUACGGAAACUGCAAUAUGUGGGACCUGAAGACCGCUACUAUCGGAAUGAUGUGAAGGUUACCAUGAAAGGAAUUUAUAUUAAGAUGGAGAGAAUUCUUACCAUCUUCACCACCAUUGAUCUGUCCAACAACAAUUUCAGUGGGGAAAUUCCAAGCAACAUUGGCAAGCUUAAGUCGCUUAAAGGCCUCAACUUCUCCCAUAACAAUCUAAUGGGAUGUAUUCCAUCAUCGAUCGGUUCCUUGACGAACUUGGAAUGGUUAGACCUCUCUUCAAACCAACUUUCUUGCAGAAUUCCGCAGAAAUUGUUGGAUCUGACAUUCCUUGAAGUCCUGAACUUUUCAUACAACAAGCUUGAGGGACUAAUCCCACAGGGGAAGCAAUUCAAUACGUUUUCAAACGAGUCCUAUCGAGGAAACUCGGGAUUAUGUGGAAUUCCAUUGUCCAAAUUGUGCAACAAAAGUGAAACACGGCACCCUCCAGCACAACAACAGAAUGUUUCAUCAGGUUCAAUGUUUGACUUUGGGUGGAAAGUUGUAGUCUUAGGGUAUGGAUGCGGAGUUGCUUUUGGACUGAUUGUGGGGAAUGUGGUGUUUUCAACUGGGAAACCCCAAUGGCUGGUGAUGUUGGUCGAAGGGCUUCAACCCCGAAAGCUGAAACGGUCGAAACGAGCAUCAAUUUGUGAGAUCGAAAACUUAACGACUCUUGCCCUGAACGGGAACCAAUUAGAGGGAUUGUUGCCACAAUCUCUCAAUAAUUGUAAAGAACUGGAAGUUGUUGAUGUUGGUAACAACAAAAUUAGUGGUGAGUUCCCCCAUCGGCUUGGAACUCUUCCAAAGCUUCGGGUUCUUGUCUUAAGAUCCAACAAGUUCCAUGGUAGCAUAGUGAGCUCUAAAACCAAACCUUUCUUUCCUGUGUUGCGAAUCAUGGACAUCUCUCACAAUGAAUUCAAUGGCUCAUUGCCUACGAGGUUCUUCCACAAUUUAAAAGCUAUGUCGAGCGUGGGCAGCAAUGAACUAGGGAAACUACAAUACAUGGGACCUGAAGACCGCUACUAUCGGAAUGAUGUGAAGAUAACCAUGAAAGGAAUUUAUAUUGAGCUGGAGAGAAUUCUUACCAUCUUCACCACCACUGAUCUGUCCAACAACAAUUUCAGUGGGGAAAUUCCAAGCAACAUUGGAAAGCUUAAUUCGCUUAAAGGCCUCAACUUUUCCCAUAACAAUCUCACGGAAUGUAUUCCAUCGUCGAUUGGGUCCUUGACAGACUUGGAAUGGUUAGAGCUCUCUUCAAAUCAACUUUCUUGCAGAAUUCCACUAAAGUUGGUGGAUCUGACAUUCCUUGAAGUCUUGAACUUUUCAUACAACAAGCUUGAGGUACCAAUCCCUCUGGGGAAGCAAUUCAAUACAUUCUCAAACGAGUCCUAUCUAGGAAACUCGGGAUUAUGCGGAUUUCCAUUGUCCAAAGUGUGCAACCCAAGUGAAACACAGCAUCGUCCAGCACGACAACAAAAUGUUUCAUCAGGUUCAAUGUUUGAAGUCGGAUGGAAAGUUGUAGUGUUAAGAUAUGGAUGUGGAGUUAUUUUUGGACUGAUUAUGGGGUAUGUGGUGUUUUCAACUGGGAAACCUCAAUGGCUGGUGAUGAAGGUCGAAGGACUUCAACCCCGAAAGCUGAAGCGGUCGAAACUCGGUGGUAGACGCCGUCAAAGAAGCAACUUGCAGAGCAACGUGACUGAUGCUGCUUCUUGCACAACUUCAUCCUCUAGAACAUUUUUACUUUAUUUGAAGGUUUCUCAAGCUGAAGUGAAGAAUUUCUUUGAAUCAGCCUGUGGUGAGGUCACUCGAUUGAGGCUUUUAGGGGAUAAUGUGCAUUCAACUCGAAUUGCUUUUGUUGAAUUUGUCAUGGAUGACAUGUCUUCGUAA